AUGAUGGCAGUAUUCGGCUCUGCCAGGAUGGCACCGCUGAGAUACCGCCGCUUGGCCGCAGGUGGCAGCACUUUCUCAAUACCAUCAUACCGCCCGGCCGUCUCUCCAGCUGCCUCAUUCUCCGUCAAGAAACAAGCGAGCCGCCUCGUCCACUCCCAGGCCCCUUGCUCCCAGCCUCGACGGUCAGUUCUGGAGGUUGAGCGCAAGUUUGCUCCCACAGCCACCUCCAUCCGCCAGCUUGACCAAAACACCGGCGAGCCACCAUUCGACUCUGUCGUACACAAGGGCGUCACCUGCUUCGAAGAUACAUACUACGACACCCUCAAGGACACCUUAUCCAAAGCCGGGGUAUGGAUACGCCGUCGCGAGAAGCUCGAGUGCGGAGUGCGCCCCUUCACAGGUCCAAAGGGGGCGAGUCCUCCCAAUGCGUCCUGGGAGGCCAAGAUCCGUGUGGGCGGCGACUUCAUCAAUUCCGCAUUCAGGGAGAUCACCGACGUGCACGAGAUCUCAGCCAUGCUGGGCACCCUGGUCCCGGGCUCGGAGCUGGACGCAGACCGCGGACCUCAGGGCGGACAGGUGCGGGAGAUGGCGAGGUUCGUCACCGACAGGACGGGAUACAUCGUUGAUGGGAAGUUUACUGUGGUCAUCGACGUGACUGAUUUCGGACACACGGUGGGUGAGGUGGAGCUGGAGAGGGACGCCACCGAGGCAUCGUGCGAGGGCGUGGACAAGGCGCUGGCGAUUGAAGCCAUGGACAAGGAGAUUGAUGGGUUCAUGAGACGUUUCUGGUGGGCCUUCCCCGCGGGAAAGCCGGUUGGAAAGCUCACUGCAUACUUCGACCGCAAGAGUGAUCGACCACUGGGCGAGCAAAGCUAA
This is a messenger RNA of Diaporthe citri, 876 nucleotides long. RefSeq lists its product as uncharacterized. Gene Ontology annotation, molecular function: magnesium ion binding; thiamine triphosphate phosphatase activity. NCBI's taxonomy places the organism in Eukaryota, Fungi, Ascomycota, Sordariomycetes, Diaporthales, Diaporthaceae. Gene Ontology annotation, biological process: thiamine metabolic process; thiamine diphosphate metabolic process; dephosphorylation. The coding region runs from base 1 to 876 and encodes 291 amino acids. The transcript has a single exon. The record is from RefSeq and is a predicted model, not a curated record.